Messenger RNA from Elaeis guineensis (African oil palm), 2146 nucleotides. The record is from RefSeq and is a predicted model, not a curated record. NCBI's taxonomy places the organism in Eukaryota, Viridiplantae, Streptophyta, Magnoliopsida, Arecales, Arecaceae.
GCCCCUGCCCUCUUUCUUUCUCUCAUCCAGCUUCAAGACUUCUUACAUCUUCUCUGCGCCGGCCACCGCUUUUAGGGCUUUCGCCGCCGGAGGAGAGGUGGAGUGCGGGAACUGGCUUUGAUCGGACUCGGUUCUUGUCUCUAUUUGGUGAGAGAUGGACCAGGAGAUGGGGGAAGCGUUCGGCGGGGAUUUCCUCAGCCUGGAGGAGAUCGAUCUUGACUACGAGUUCGAUGCUUCGCGGUAUUUUGACCUCAGCAGGGAGGAGUUGCCGUUGGAGGCGUGGGAGGCGGAGCUCUGGUUCGAGACGGCCGCGAGCUAUCCCCCUUCUCCACUUAUAGCAAAGAUGAAUAUAGGAGAAGAUUUAUAUGCAGACAAUGUAAAUACACUUCCAAAAGUAAAGGAUACAGAAAAUAUCAAUUAUACAAGCUCUCAUUCUGAUAUCAUUGCUGGCACAGAGUUCUCUACAGUAGACAAAGGUUAUAAAGGCUGGACGUUUAAAAGUAUCAUGUCUCAAGAUGUUCAGAAAAAAGAAAAAAGAAUCAACAAGGGCUGUGCAAGAGGCUCCACUUUGAUGAAACCUACUGCAAGUCAGCUGGCCAAGCAAAACAGUCCACGAGAAGUUAAAUGUGCCAACAGAUUUGUCCAUAGGGUUCCAAAGUCAGUAUCACAAAGAAAUGAGCGAAAUGUUGAGGAUGAACUUGAACAUUUGGUUCAAGCUACCAAAAGACAAAAACUAGAGGGGGGUCUUUCAUGGAAGGUAAUUGGUGUAAAUCAACAAACUGACUUCAUGCAUAAGGUUCCAGAAAAGAAGAUUGGGCCUGAUUGCAACUUUCAGUUUCCAAGAUUGAGACUCACCAUUCCAAGAGAACCUGAUCUAGAAACAGCACAAAGGGCACAAAGACUAAGGGCUCAAAGAUUAAGGUCCCAUGAUGGCAAUCAAUCUCAGGCUGGGGUAAUGCCAACAACAUCAUCAUUCAAAGCAAGACCACUGAAUAGAAAAAUUUUUGAAGCUCCUUCCUUGCCCCUUCGUCAGAAGAGCACACCACAGUUGCCCAAGUUUCAAGCGUUCAACUUAAAGACUGAAGAGAGGGCUGCUCAGCAUGCAUCAACUGCAUCAAUGUUGUUGACAGCUAAGAAUGAGAUUCCUAUUUCUGCUGUACAAGAUCAUGCUACAGCAUCAAAAACAUUAGAGAAGCAGCUUGUUGAUCCUUCACGAUUGCAAAAGGAUGACCGGAAGCAAGAUGAGCACAGAAAUAUAUUUCCCAAGUUCAAAGCCGUUACGCUUGAUAAGAAGAUCUUAUCAAGCAAAGGAGAUAUUGGUAUCUUUCGAAGUAGCAAGCGGGAAAUAACAAUACCCAUGGAAUUUAACUUCUCAACAAGCAAAAGGUGUCAGCAGGAUCCACCAACAGAACUUUUUAACAAGCUUUCUCUAAAUUCUGAUGCCCGGCUGACUUCUGCAUCUCACACAAAGUUGGGAUCGUCUUCUGAGGGAGUCACUAAGGGUUCGAAAGAGAACGUGAUUGUUUCUGAACGACUAGGGCAUAAGGAGGAGUUGCAAAAGCCGGGGAUAAAGCAGAUUGGUAUUGCAAGUGGACUGUUCUCAAAUAAUGGAUUGCAAUCAACUAAAUUUAGCAGGAGCCUGGGCAUCCGAUGAUCCUUAAGUGGCAUAUUAUUUUGUUGCUAUCUUAGCUUUGGUUUUGCAUGAAAAAGAAGUGUUCCAUCGUGGGAGAUUCUUCUUUCAUCCGACUGCAAGGAAUUGAGAUCUAGGCAGCAAAUUUUUGGCAUUGCUGAACCUUCGAUCUCAAGUUACACCAUCUCAUCAGUUUUUGUAAAUGGGGGAUUCCCUUUGGUGAUCAGGCUUGUUAGCGAUCUGGCUAAUGGAAUGGUAGAGAAAUCUGAAGCAUGACUAAUUGAUGUGAUGCUGAUUUUAGUUGUGAGAGUUGUACAGGUGUUACCGAUCCGAUCUUUGCUUUGGAAUAUUUAGAUUACACGAGAGAGCUUCUCAGGUACUUGCACACACAGUUGCUUAUCCACAAUGGUAAUGUAUGUUUUCUUUUCUUUACAGUUGCCAUCUAUUACGGUGGCAGAGAUGAAAUUGUUUGUUUGUUCAUUGUAUAAGCCAAAUAAAGCAGAAUUUCUUUCGUGA